AACCUGUUGAACGGAACCUUUCCUACGGAAAACGGUUUGCUUCGGACGCUUGAAGCACUGGACUUGCAUUUAAACGAAUUUGUCGGAGGUCAGAUCGCUACGGAACUCUGUGGCUUGACAUCGCUUGAGUACUUGAGUGCGGGCUACACAGGACUCAGCGGAGCUAUUCCACCUUGUAUCGGCCAGCUGUCGAAUCUUGAGGUUUUGUUUUUGUCCAACACUCUCCUCGAAGGUGAAGUUCCACAAGAGCUAUCUCAAUUAUCACUCCUGGAGAAAAUAUUUCUUGAUGACAACAAGCUUCGUGGUAACGUUUCGACGAUGUUCAACAAUAUGCUAAAUAUCGUGGAUAUCUUUUUGGAGGACAACGAGUUCACGGGAGAAAUUGGUGCUGAAUUCAUCGCCGGAGGAACUGGCCUUACGCGCCUUGACUUAUCCAACAACAACAUAACGGGAGAGAUUCCAACGCACUUUUUCGAGUACGCGAACUUGACGGUGCUUGACCUACAUGGCAACGACAUCACGGGCUCUCUUCCUGAGCCGAUUCCUACAAACGAAAAGCUGGAGAUUUUGGCACUGCAUCAAAAUAUUCUGUCGGGAUCUAUUCCGCCGUCAAUCUCAAAUCUUAGGGUCUUGCUUCAUUUAGACUUGGCAAGCAACGUGAUAAAUGGUGAGAUUCCUUCAGAGCUUGGAAUGAUCACCUCGUUGCGAUACUUGUUUCUGGCAGACAAUCGUAAUCUUGUGAAUGGACCCAUUCCGCAAACAUUUGCAAAUCUCACGAAUCUCGAAGAGCUUUCCUUAAAGUCGACUCGACGUACUGGCGAACUUCCAGAUUUCAUCAGUGAGUUUGAAAAUCUUCUUCUGCUGGAUUUAGACGACAAUGACUUUUCGGGUCAGCUUCCCUCGAAUUACAGCAUGUUAGACAAGUUGCAAUUCUUUUUAGUAAAUCGCAAUUCGAGGUUGUCCGGAUUUAUUCCGAGCGAGUACGACAAUUUAUCGAGUUUACGCUCAGUGUUCUUGGAUACAACAAAUUUGACUGGUGAUUUCGAGCCU
This is a messenger RNA of Phaeodactylum tricornutum CCAP 1055/1, 1050 nucleotides long. RefSeq lists its product with no specific name. The annotation marks the transcript as partial. Lineage: Eukaryota; Bacillariophyta; Bacillariophyceae; Surirellales; Neidiaceae. The transcript has a single exon. Gene Ontology annotation, molecular function: protein binding. The record is from RefSeq and is a predicted model, not a curated record.